Molecule: messenger RNA, 6657 nt
Organism: Rhinolophus ferrumequinum (greater horseshoe bat)
Lineage: Eukaryota; Metazoa; Chordata; Mammalia; Chiroptera; Rhinolophidae
Gene: AKAP1
Product: A-kinase anchoring protein 1
Exons: 11
Coding region: 280-2859 (859 amino acids)
Molecular function (GO): RNA binding
Source: RefSeq, a predicted model, not a curated record
ACCGCCUAGAGCCGAGGCGGGAGUAUACGCGCUGGGCUUGCGAGGCAGAGCUUCGCGGUCCCCCGGGGUUCGGAAGACUUGAGCCAGACCCCUGUCCCCAAUCCCGCCGAGAUUACAGCUCAUCUCGCGAGAGCUCCUGCAAGGCACGGCAGCGGGCCUCGGCGGCGGGAUGCUGGCGGAACGCUCCAGACCGCGCCCCCUCUGGCGCAGCUGGGAGAGGAGCGGGAGGGAGCGGCCGACGGCGCGCACGCGCAGGUACAGUUGCUGCAAGCCUCCAGGAUGGCCAUCCAAUUCCGUUCACUUUUCCCCUUGGCAUUGCCUGGAAUGCUGGCACUUCUUGGCUGGUGGUGGUUUUUCUCUCGUAAAAAAGAGCACGUCAGUAGCCGUGACAGACAGGUGGAGGCUCGCACCGUGGAGCUGAGGGCCGACCCUGCCAUCGAAGCUCUGGUCCCAGCGGCAGAGGCCUGUCCUGGAGCCGUGUCCAUGCCUCCCGCUGUCACUCAGCCACCAGAAAAGGAGCUGGCCACAGCGAGCAAGCCUUCUCCAGAGCCCAGAGCCCUGCUGCGGGCACAUCCAGCCUGUCGUACAUCAGCGUCCUCAGGCAAUCUUCCUAACACCACGGACUCGAGGUUUCCACCAGGAACACACAAAGACGACAGCACAAGGGUGGAACUAGCCCUGACGGGUGACGAAGCCAAGUCUGUUCCUCUAGAGUGUUCCCUCCCUUCCCCAAAGUUUGUUCCGUUCCCCCACGAAGCAGCUGAGGUGUGCAAGCAUGAGGCAGAGCGGGACCGGCAAGGUCAGUCUGCAGCCCCAACAGAGAAGCAUGGCCCUGGGGAGAAGGCCAGAGACACAGGCGGGGCCGAAGGCACUGGCGACGCAGCGUUGGGAGAAAGGGUGCUGGAAGAGCGUGUGCUGUCCCAGGAACGUGGCUUUGAAUCACAGAGCAGCAAGGCCCCCAGCCUGGCUCCCCUGGGAGGAGGGGGAGAGGCAGGGAAGAGCAGCCUGCCUCAGGUGGAAGGGGACGCAGUAGGGAAGUUGCUGAGUAGCUUUAUCGAAGUGCCGCACAUGGGACUGGCCAAGGAUGAUGAGACGCCGGCAGCCCAGGAGAGAGCCUGGGACAGAGAUGUGUUAGGAGAGCUGGGCACAGAGGAGACCUUGGAUAAAAACGAAGAGCUUGAGCAGGCUGCUUUCCAGAUCAUCUCCAAAGUGAUCUUGGAGGCGACGGAAGAAGUGCUGGCCACCACCGUGGGUAAGAUUGCAGAUCACGUGCAUCAGGCCUCAGCCAGUCAGCUCCACGGGCAAAAAGAGGAGCGCUGUGCCCCAGUCAGCCAGAAAACUGCCCCAGGGCAAGAUGCUGCAGAGCCCGCUCUGGCCACAGCGGAGGCAGCCGUGGGCCCAUCACAUGCUGCCCUCCCCUCGCCAGGCCUGCCAGCAGAGGACCUGCCACCACCAAAGACCUACGUGAGCUGCCUGACCAGCCCUCUGUCCAGCCCCACUAAGGAGAGGAAGCCAAAGAAUUCCGCGCACCACCUCUCUCUGGCCCCCUGCCCGCCACCGGCCACCCCCCUCGGGGAGUCACUGCACAGCGCAAGCGUCCUAGUGGAAGAUGCCUGCAUGUCGGACAACAGCCAGGGUGUCUCUUCAGUGGCUUCUUCCGGGCAGUGCUCCGAUUCCGUCAGUACUUCAGGGCUUGAAGACUCUUGUACAGAGACCACCUCGAGCCCCAGGGACAAAGCUACCACCUCGCCGCUGCCAGAAAGUACUGUGCCGUUUAGCAAUGGGGUGCUGAAGGGGGAGUUGUCAGACUUAGGGACUGAGGAUGGAUGGACCAUGGAUGCGGAAGCUGAUCAUUCGGGAGGUUCAGACGGGAACAGCAUGGAUUCGGUGGAUGGCUGCUGUGGCCUCAGGAAGACUGAUGGUUUCCAGAAUGCCCAGGCGAGCUCCAAUCCUAAGAAGGUUGACCUCAUCAUCUGGGAGAUUGAGGUGCCAAAGCACUUAGUCGGUCGGCUAAUAGGCAAGCAGGGGCGGUAUGUGAGUUUUCUGAAGCAAACGUCUGGUGCCAAGAUCUACAUCUCCACCCUGCCUUACACCCAGAACGUCCAGGUCUGCCACAUAGAAGGCUCUCAGCAUCAUGUAGACAAGGCGCUGAACCUGAUUGGGAAGAAGUUCAAGGAGCUGAACCUCACCAAUAUCUACGCUCCCCCACUGCCUUCGCUGGCCCUGCCUUCUCUUCCGAUGACUUCCUGGCUCAUGCUCCCAGAUGGCGUCACUGUGGAGGUGAUUGUGGUCAGCCAGGUCAACGCCGGGCACCUGUUUGUGCAGCAGCACACGCACCCUACCUUCCAUGCCUUGCGCAGCCUGGACCAGCAGAUGUACCUCUGCUACUCGCAGCCCGGAAUCCCCACCCUGCCCACCCCAGUGGAAAUAACGGUCAUCUGUGCUGCCCCCGGCGUGGAUGGUGCCUGGUGGCGAGCUCAAGUGGUGGCCUCCUAUGAGGAGACCAACGAAGUGGAGAUCCGCUACGUGGACUACGGUGGAUACAAGAGAGUGAAAGUAGAUGUGCUCCGGCAAAUCCGGUCUGACUUUGUGACCCUGCCGUUCCAGGGAGCAGAAGUCCUUCUGGACAGUGUGAUGCCUUUGUCAGAUGAUGAGCACUUCUCACCUGAGGCGGAUGCAGCUAUGAGCGAGAUGACAGGAAAUACAGCACUGCUGGCUCAGGUGACAAAUUAUAGUCCGACUGGCCUUCCUCUGAUUCAGCUAUGGAGUGUGGUUGGAGAUGAAGUGGUGUUGAUAAACCGGUCACUGGUGGAGCGAGGACUUGCCCAGUGGGUAGACAGCUACUAUACAAGCCUCUGACCCCCCCCCGCCCCCCACAGCCACUUGAGUCUUUUUUGCACUGUUGAAAUUGGGCUUGGCACUCAAGGCAAAGACUUUACAUCAGAAUAACAAACGUUGUCUUCCUCAGAAAGUUCUUUUUCUCUGCAUUGUGCUCAUGUUGAGAAGAUGGUUCAUCUCUGAGACAAGGAAGGAGCUGUGGGUGUUUUUCAAAGCCAUAGAUGGUGUGUAACAAGCCUGUCGGCUUAACCUGGUUCUAAGCUGUUAAAAAGGAAAAAAAGUGGAAGGAAAACUACCCCCCUCGCAGACUGUGCCCCUCCUUUCCAUUCCUCUCUCCUUCCUUCCCACUUCCUCCCCAACCCCAAACCAAACCAACUAUAGCAAACAUGCCAAGGGAUGUGUUGCUUGCUUGAGAGGGUUUCUUUUGCUUCCAAGUCUUUCUUCAGGGAGCAAGACAUGAACUGACUAAUUGAUAUCGAUUACUUGUACAGCUGACGUAUAUGAAUUUAUGAUCUUUAGCCAGUUUUUAUAAACGUCACCGAGGUCUCUUAAGAAGGCAAACUUUUUAAUGCAUAUGUAAAUACAAAGCAAUCAAACCUCUGGCCUGGGUCAGUGUGGGGAGGAAACUGUUAUCUCGCCAAGCCUGGUUGUAAUUUGUAACCAUUUUCUAUUUGUGCAAACUCUGUAAAUAUAUGUUUAAAAAAUGUAAUAUUUUGUACAAGACACUGGAGAACAAAGGGAACUCAAGCUUUUUCCACACCCUGUGUCAUCUGUGAGCAGAAGUUACCUCCGCAGAGUGUAGCUUCCCGUCCCGGCUCCUGCUACGGGCCCUGAGGUGUCCUGCCUACUGAGCAGGGUGACUCGAUGGUGUAGAUUGCGAUCCGGGGAUUUCUUUUUUCUGUACAAAUUUGUUUAAAAAAAAAAAAAAAAAAAAGCAAGUCAUUGAAUUACCUUGCAGUGGUGUGUUUGAUUCUUUUUUUAGACUGGUUCCAGCAUUGUACAAUUUAAAAUAAGUGACGUACGCUUAUAUAAAUCUUGAAUUGUAUACACUACAGAUAAAGCUUUGAAUUUAUUUUUCCAUGAUGGCAAAGGUUGGGGAGUGAAGAGGCCCACUGUGAGGAGGGUGGGCUGGACGGUCCCCCUAAAGGAGACCCAUGGCUCUUUGGUGAUAGUAUAGCUGGAAAUUUCCAUCUGGCCUUUCUCCCUCCUUGUCCCACAAGGUGGCAGCGGAGCUUCCUCUGGCUUCUCCCAGUGAGUAUCUCAAAUAGCCGGGUUUGAAUUUAAAGCACUGGUUUCAGAAUUCUUUGGUUGUGCAUUCUUAAUAGAGCUGUGAAGUUCCUUAAUUUACUGCAGUGGUAAGAGUGAUGUAACACAUGCGUACAUUUACAUGGUGAGAGCAGAUACUAACUACUGCAGAUACUAAAUAGCUCUUUCUCUUCAAGGUGGGCUCAGGCCCUUUAGCCCAGGCCUUCAAGCCUGCCCAUCCAUUUGGGGGUCUCUAGAGAGCUGAGGGUCCUUCACACUGAAGUUCUCCCACAGAGCUGUGGGUAAUAAGGAGUUAAAAGUCUCAGUGUCCCUCGUCUGUGGGAUCAGGUAAUGAAUGAUACCAACCUCAUAAGGCAAUGAAGCGAAAUCAUGGAACUCUCCCCUGCUUGUACAGAGUUGGCCCACAGCGAGCUACCAGGCCGUCUUAGCUGCUGGCGGCCCAAGUCCCUGUGGUAAUUGGUGUGACUUCAGCCAAGUCAUGUUACACCCAGGUCUCGGCCUUUUCUGUGUAGCUCGCAUCACUGGAGCAGGAAAGGGUGUACGGGGAACCUUCAAGCUAGUUUGGAGAGAGCUCUCCAAGCCUGGUGUACAGAUUUGGCUUUUAUCUUUGGGAGCCAUUGAAGGGUUUUAACGGAGGGGGAAACCACACGAUUCUGGUGCAGGGAGGAGGAUGGGGGAAGUGGUUGAGCAGAGAGACCAAAGCCAGGAUGGUCCAGAUGGACACGGGCUUCCUCUGGGAUGGCUCCUGGGUGACAAGUGAUGCGAUCAGGAUCCUUGGACAAAGCCCAGGAUGGAGGGAGUGGUGGGGAGAGCAGUGGGGAUGAGAAGGUGUGCUGCUCUUGUGUCUGAGGUCUUCUCUGAGUCUUCUGGGAUGGUCCCUUAAACAAGGUUUGGUACAUGGAAAGACGCGAGUUGGAGGUUGGUGAAGGGCAUGUACUCUUUGAAUAACGGUUCUCGGAUUGUUGUUGGCCUUUGAUUAAUUUCCAGAGUUCUGAAAAGUUGGUUUUGACCAUUUUGCCCGUAAUCAUGUUGCCUUUACAGAGGACCAGGUCUAGCUCCACCAUUCCGGGCGAGUACAUUUUAGACUUGCUCUUUGAAUUACUUGUGGGCCAUCCAGGGGACAGCUUUUAAGUGUGAGUUUGGAAACUCACGAGAAAAGCCGGCACUGGAGUGAGAUCAGGUAAUCCGCCCAGUCUCACUGGGAGAGAGGUGGGAUGCUGGACACAGUGGGGCCAGAGCUCCCAGCCUGUUCUCACUUCAGGUGUUUGUGUCCACGACCCCCUCUGGUCCUUCGGGCCCUGCCAGGUACGGGAGGGGUGACUGGUCCUAGUAGGGUGUCAGCAUGGAGGCUGGGUUCUAGGGUUCUGCUACACCUCAUACACAGCCUCAGUUAUGCCACUUAGAGGUGUCUCUAACCAUCACAGAAUUCGGAUAAAACAAGAUCAGUAGCCAGAGUUACGGAGUGCUAACCUGCUGUUUUAUAGGUAAUACUUGUCCUCAAGACAACCCAGUGAAGUAGGACCCUGGAGAUGGGAGUUGGUGACGAGAGCAGCUUUGGGAAGGAGCAGAUCUGAGACUCAGCCAGGUUUUGCCCAGGCCAUGUUCUCUUGACCAUGGCUCCUCUGAAAUGAUGACAGGAGGACCAUGCCUUGUGCCAUCUCCCCAGAUAAAUGCCACAGUGGUUAAAUGAGCUCAUAGAAAAGAUCUGAAACUUAGAAUGAAAAAACACUAGCACAGGAGAGGUCAACCAUUUUGCUUAUUUGAAAAAGUGAAAUUGAAGUAAUUAAAGAAAGCCAGGAGAAAUUUGGAGUGUCUAGGACAAAAGGGUGAACGAACAUUUUUAACCUAUGAUGAUCUAAAAGGAAAAGUUAGUCUCCAUUGGAAAGUGUCAUAAAGUAGAGAUGGGCAGAAAAUAGAGGCUCGGGGUCUGUUUUAGGCCAGCGCUGUCCAAUAGAAAGCCAUGUGCCUGCCAUAUGUGUAAUUUAAAAUUUUCUAGGAAAACGAAACAGGUGAAAUUAAUUUAAUAAUAGGUUAUUUAACCCAACAUUUUAUUUCAACAUAUAAUGGACAUUAAAAAUAUUAAUGAGAUAUUUUACUAAGUCUCUGAAAUCUGGGGUGUGUGUUUUACACUUCAGCCUUUCACUUUUCAGACUAACUGCAGCUCUGGAACUUAGUAGCCACAGGUGGUCUGGGACAACCAAACUGAACAGCACAGGGCGAGGCUACGCCUUUGCUCACCACCACACAAAUACUAACAGGCUUAUAUAUCUUCUUCCUUAUUCAAAACAUUCUAGGGGUUUUUUUUGCACAUUUUUCCAGAUGAAUUUCAGAAUGAUUUUUGGUGGGAGGGGAUCAUAGUAAAUGUUCUAUCAACGUUUGAAAAUAAUGCGUAUUGUUGGUUUGGGACAAAGCUUUAUGUAAUCUAUUAAAUUGGGCUUAUAAAUUAUUCAUAUCUAAUGUUUUUCUUUUUUGCCCCAUCCCUCUACCCUUUUCUUUUUUGCCUGUACUAUCUGUCCAUUUCUAAGAAAAGCACAUUAAAUGAUUUUGGUAUUA